AACGCGGGAUGUUCAUGGUUUCCAAUGACAGGAAAGAUGCAAAACUGAGUAUUCACAACCACUUUAACUUGCAGUUCACCACGGCAUAAGUCAUAUAACGAAUGCAUAAGUUGUUAUUUGGGUGAAUAAUUAUCGGGCAACAUGUUUGCGGGGCUGCCGGAGCUCGGGAUUUCCAACGGAGAGGAUUUAAAGGAAACUCUCACCAACUGCACGGAGCCACUCAAAGCUAUCGACCAGUUUCAGAUGGAAAAUGGCAUCCUGCUGCCCACUCUGCAGUCUGCUCUCCCAUUUCUGGACCUUCAUGGGAUACCACGGCUGGAGUUUCACCAGUCUGUGUUUGACGAGCUGCGUGAAAACCUUAUGGAGCGAGUGGCCAUUAUCGCAGAGGGAAAAGAGGAGGACCGAUAUUCCAAACUGGAGGAGUUGUUGGAGAAGAGCUUUCCUUUGGUGAAAAUGCCUUCUAUUCAGCCAGUGGUGAUGCAAGUGCUCAAACAUCUUCCAAAGGUGCCAGAGAAAAAGCUAAAGAUGGUAAUGGCAGACAAAGAGCUGUAUAAAGUGUGUGCGGUGGAAGUGAAGAGACAGAUCUGGCAGGACAACCAGGCACUGUUUGGAGAUGAGGUGUCACCUCUUCUCAAGCAGUACAUCGUGGAGAAGGAGUCAGCCCUGUUCAGCAGUGACCUCUCCAUCCUCCACAACUUUUUCAGCCCAUCACCUAAAACUAGACGACAAGGAGAGGUGGUGCUAAAGCUGACCCAGAUGAUCGGAAAGAACGUGAAGCUUUAUGACAUGGUGCUGCAGUUUCUCCGGACUCUUUUUCUAAGAACUCGAAACGUUCACUACUGCACGCUCCGAGCUGAACUGCUCAUGUCCCUCCACGACCUGGACAUCAGCGAGAUCUGCACUGUGGAUCCCUGCCAUAAAUUCACUUGGUGCCUCGACGCCUGUAUUAGGGAGAAAUUUGUUGAUGGCAAAAGAGCCCGAGAACUCCAGGGCUUUUUGGACGGAGUGAAGAAAGGACAGGAGCAGGUCCUCGGAGAUCUGUCCAUGAUCUUGUGUGACCCUUUUGCCUGUAACACUCUGGUGCUGAGUAUCAUUAAGAACAUACAGGAGCUGCUCAGUCAGGAUGCACUACCCAGGGACAGUUCCGAUUUGAUGCUUCUCUUGAGGAUGUUGUCUUUAGGUCAAGGAGCGUGGGAUAUGAUUGACAGCCAAGUCUUCAAAGAGCCUCGUCUGGAUUUGGAGGUAGUGACACGUUUCCUGCCGGCCAUGAUGUCUGUAGUUGUGGACGACCAUAUUCACGUUGUCGAACAGAAGCUGCCCAGUGAAGAGAAGAGCUCGCUGACAUAUCCCACUGCAUUACCAGACGCUUUUAUCAGGUACCUGCAGGACAACAGAGUGGCAUGUGAGAUGGGACUUUACUAUGUACUGCACAUCGCCAAACUACGAAACAAGAACGCUCUGCAGAGACUCCUGCCUUCUUUAGUGGAGACAUACAAUGACAUGGCGUUUGGGGACAUCUUCCUACACUUGUUGACCGGGCACCUCACCCUCCUCUCAGAUGAGUUUGGGACAGAAGACUUCUGUUCUGUUGUCUUUGAUGGAUUUUUACUCACAUCAUUUUCAAGUAAAGAGAAUGUCCACAGACACACUCUUCGAAUGCUGGUUCACCUUCACCACAAAGUCCUGCCUUCUUACAUGGAGACCCUCAUGAAGACACUGGAGCCCCCUAAACAGUGCAGUGAACCGGUGAAGGAGUUGUACGCCCAGCUGACGGAGAAACUCGAAGCCCAGAAGAAGAGAGCCCACCUGCAGCCGAUGAGCCGCCGUCUUUAGACCUGGGGCUGCACCCAGUGAGCGUGCCUCCCUCCAGCUCCACCCCCUCCACACCGCACUGAAGUGUUGGAGUGUCUGCCAAUUUGGUUCAUCUUGUAUUAUAAUAGUGAGUAUUCCAGAAGACACUGCCCCCUGCUUUACUUUGAUUUCAGAGAAAAUGUGCCCCACUGAACACUGUUUGAUCCAACUGCAGUUUCUUUACUGUUACAUUUGCAUUACUGUAAUGGAUCUGUUCAUAUUAUUUGGUUUACUGUGUGACAUUUUGGCAGUGUCAUUUUUGAAAUACUUGUAAAUAAAUAAUUUAGUAAUACUAAA
This is a messenger RNA of Boleophthalmus pectinirostris (great blue-spotted mudskipper), 2148 nucleotides long. RefSeq names its product negative elongation factor B-like. The transcript is spliced from 14 exons. Gene Ontology annotation, cellular component: NELF complex; nucleus. Gene Ontology annotation, biological process: negative regulation of transcription elongation by RNA polymerase II. The record is from RefSeq and is a predicted model, not a curated record. The coding region runs from base 142 to 1833 and encodes 563 amino acids. NCBI's taxonomy places the organism in Eukaryota, Metazoa, Chordata, Actinopteri, Gobiiformes, Gobiidae.